Molecule: messenger RNA, 207 nt
Organism: Schistosoma curassoni
Lineage: Eukaryota; Metazoa; Platyhelminthes; Trematoda; Strigeidida; Schistosomatidae
Source: the annotation of a GenBank genome assembly
AUGAAUAAAGACAUUUCACAAAUCUUCAGAUUACAUCAAAAGUGUUUUUCUUCCCCAUCCCCCUCUGAUCAACUACAUUCUAUAUAUUUAAUUAUUUAUUCAUUUAUAUGGUUAAUAAACUAUCAGCAUUACAAAGAAAUUAAGUUGAAUCAGUCAGAUAUUCUGACGUCAAUGGUGCCUACAUAUUAUCUCAUUCAAAGUGAUUAG